CCCAUCUCCCCACAGGAGAAGAAGAAGCAAGCAGGAGGAAUUACUCCAGGAGAAACUACGGACAUACUAUUGUAAAGAUGGAGAUUAAGGAAGAACCCUGCAGAAUAAAAGAUGAAGAUACUGAGGAACAAAUAGACCCAACGGAGGUGAAUGAAGACAAACAGCAUAAUUUCACAAAUGAAGAUGGACACACAGUCGUUUCAAAGACUGAAGAGAAUUUCGCACAAAAACAAGCUGGAAAAUCUGGAGACAAAGGAUCUUUCACCUGCUCUGAGUGUGGAAAAAGUUCCUUGUUUAAAUCACACCUUAAGAUACACAUGAGAAUUCACACUGGAGAAAAACCGUUCUUCUGUUUUGAGUGUGGGAAGAGUUUCAUAGAUAAAUCAGGCCUUAACCGACACAUGAGAUCUCACACCGGAGAAAAACCAUUCACAUGCUCUCAGUGUGGAAAGAGUUUCGGACAUAAAGGACACCUAAAUGAUCACAUGAAAAUUCACACAGGAGAAAAACCAUUCACCUGUUCUGAGUGUGGAAAGAGUUUCAGCCGCAAAGAGGACGUAAAUGUGCAUAUGAGAAUUCACACUGGAGACAAUCUGUUUAACUGCUCUGAGUGUGGAAAGAGUUUCAUUCAGAAAGGACACCUUAAUGUGCACAUGAGAUCUCACACUGGAGAGAAGCCUUAUACAUGCUCUCAGUGUGGAAAGAGUUUUGGUUACAAAAGCGUUCUCAAAGAUCAUAUGCUCUUUCACUCUGGAGUGAAGCCAUUCAGCUGUGAUCAGUGUGAGAAAACAUUUGUUUUGGCAUCAAGCUUAAAAACACACCUUAAAACUCAUGCUGGUGUAAAGCCUCACGUUUGUUCUUUUUGUGGAAAGAGUUUUAUACGACUGCAAAAUUUAAAAGAGCAUGAGAGUAUUCAUACUGGUGUGAGACCUUAUGAGUGCUUUGACUGUGGAAAGACCUUCAUUAUAUCAAGCAACUUAAAAUCACAUCAGAGAGUUCAUACUGGUGAGAAACCGUACAAGUGCUCACACUGUGAAAAGAGUUUCACUCGGUCAGAUUCCUUGAAAGCUCAUGAGACGGUUCAUACUGGAGAGACACCACACAAGUGUUCACACUGUGGAAAGAGUUUCUCUCGGUCAGAUUCGUUGAAAAUUCACGAGAGAGUUCAUACUGGAGAGAAGCCGUACCAGUGCUCUUCAUGUGGGAAGAGUUUUACCCGAUUAUCUACUCUACUGCCUCAUUGCCGGAGUUGUCUAGCCUAAUUCAGGGCUUCCCAACCACUGUGCCGUGACAGGUUGUCAGGUGUGCCAUGGAAAAUGAUCAAAUUCCAAAAAAUCAGUAAAAAUAAAUGCUACA
This is a messenger RNA of Rhinichthys klamathensis goyatoka, 1356 nucleotides long. Its product is annotated as gastrula zinc finger protein XlCGF57.1-like. Gene Ontology annotation, biological process: central nervous system development; regulation of transcription by RNA polymerase II. Bases 78 to 1262 code for a protein of 394 amino acids. Gene Ontology annotation, molecular function: DNA-binding transcription factor activity, RNA polymerase II-specific; RNA polymerase II cis-regulatory region sequence-specific DNA binding. NCBI's taxonomy places the organism in Eukaryota, Metazoa, Chordata, Actinopteri, Cypriniformes, Leuciscidae. The record is from RefSeq and is a predicted model, not a curated record. The transcript has 2 exons. Gene Ontology annotation, cellular component: nucleus.